Messenger RNA from Sinocyclocheilus rhinocerous, 879 nucleotides. Its product is annotated as transmembrane protein 88B-like. Gene Ontology annotation, molecular function: PDZ domain binding. Gene Ontology annotation, cellular component: plasma membrane. The coding region runs from base 1 to 477 and encodes 158 amino acids. The transcript has 2 exons. NCBI's taxonomy places the organism in Eukaryota, Metazoa, Chordata, Actinopteri, Cypriniformes, Cyprinidae. The record is from RefSeq and is a predicted model, not a curated record.
AUGUGUGGAAUGACGGUGCUUUUAGAUGAUGGUGGAGGUGAUGAAGACUUUGACGUGGGUGACGGGAUCCGGAUGCUGCCGCCUCCUCCGGCUCAGUGUGACGGCGGGGUCUGGGGGGCCCGGCGGGGCCACUGCGGAUGUGUGCUGUGGACACUGCUUCUGCUGCUGUGGAAUGUCCUGCUGCUGCUGGGACACACGCAAAUGCCCACAAACACACAAUGUUCUAAUGUUCAGGUUGUGUUUUUACAGGUUGUGGCUUCUCAGGCUGCUCUCUGCCAUUACCUUGAUGACAACAGUUGCUCUGCCCUCAUCAUCCUGGGCUUUGUCAUGAUGUCUCCGCUGGUUGUGGUUGCUGCUGCCACGUUCUGCGCUCUUCUCAGGCGGCUCCACCUUCUCUUAUAUUUUCAGCCAAUCACAGAAGCUCGGUACCAAGGGCGGGGCUUGGGCUGGAGGCGGGACAUCCAUGCCUGGGUUUGACUGACAGACACACCCACCAUUCUUAGGUCAGCGUCCGAGGUGACCUCUAGCAGCAUUUAUAGUGUAAAGGUCAAAGGGUGAGUGAUAUCACAGGACAGCGACGGCGUUACCGUAACUCUAUAGAAACACAAUCAUGUAACGUGUGUAACACAAUGUAUAUAAUAUAUCCCUGAAUGACCAAAAUGUAACUCUGGAAAUGUUUUUAAGAGAAUCCUGUUUCAGCCAAUUCAAUCUUUUCACAUGAUUUGAGAAAUUGAUGCAAAAUUCAAGAGUUAGUGUUACUGUAUAUUUAAAUUGUAAAUGUGUUACCAUAUUACAUUAUAUGACUACUUUAUUUCCGCACAUGCUAGAUUCGUUAAGUCUGUUUGCGUGCAAUAUAUGACGAUGCUCUGUGUGAAGCGA